AUGGCAGACCCAUUGAUCUCAAACCCCUCAUUUCCACCACCUUCGUCCACGAUAUCUCCUUCCCUCCGCUCACCGUCUUCCGCUUCCUUUUCUUCCUCUUCCUCUUCCUCACGCCCUUUCACUUCGCACUCUGACUAUUUACCCUCCGAUUGCGAGAAACAUAGUUGCUGGAACUUUUCUUCGGCCCAGAGACCGUUGCGUAUCCGCGUGACCAUGGGACCCUGCAGUUGGAAGUACUGCUCCUGCCGACAGGGGACCUGCGUCACAGUCUUUCCUAAUGAAGUCCAAAACUGUGGUUGUGGACAUGCUAUGGCUGACCACGAAGACUAUGGUCUUGUAUUUCCCAUCGCUGAGCGUACAGAGCUUGUGGAGGAAAUUUUCGUAUGCCUGAUAAGAUUCCCCAUAGUCAGGAUAAACGGUACCCCCGCUUCAGGCAAGACUACUUUGAUGAAACUUAUGACCAAGCAUCUUUUGAAAAAUAAAGAGGACCAUAAACCAAUUUAUGUUCUGAUUGGUUGGGAAUACCAACGCGUUAAGGAUGCCAGUGGAUGGGCUAAAUACUUGGAGGAACAGACGGGGAUAAAUGGCUUUGAAUGGAUAAGUCAUUCUGGUUAUUUAUUUCUCGACGAAGCUCAAGAAUCUUAUCAGGAUACUGAGUUGUGGGCUGGACUUUUCAAGGAUCUUGACACAAGUUCGAAUUGUCGAAUCCUGCUCUUUACUUCUUACGGAUCCCCAGAUAGCAUAUAUGAAGGAUUCGAUAAGCCAACAUUCAGAAAAACCCCAAUGACGUUCGAUCCAGCGCAACAGAUAUCCCUAAAUCCCGACUAUUCUGUGGUUCCGGACUACAAUCCGGUUGGUCUGCUUCUGGGUGAAGGCGAAAGCAUGAAACUUAUCGGAGAUUUCAUGAAGAGCCGCCACUCGUCAGUUUUCACUGGAUCUAUAACAGAAGAUUUUAAGCAUGGUGUCUGGUAG
This is a messenger RNA of Talaromyces stipitatus ATCC 10500, 972 nucleotides long. RefSeq lists its product as uncharacterized. Bases 1 to 972 code for a protein of 323 amino acids. The record is from RefSeq and is a predicted model, not a curated record. Lineage: Eukaryota; Fungi; Ascomycota; Eurotiomycetes; Eurotiales; Trichocomaceae. The transcript has 2 exons.